Messenger RNA from Lytechinus pictus (painted urchin), 3492 nucleotides. Its product is annotated as kynurenine/alpha-aminoadipate aminotransferase, mitochondrial-like. The record is from RefSeq and is a predicted model, not a curated record. Gene Ontology annotation, molecular function: L-kynurenine:2-oxoglutarate transaminase activity; pyridoxal phosphate binding. The transcript has 12 exons. The coding region runs from base 322 to 1626 and encodes 434 amino acids. NCBI's taxonomy places the organism in Eukaryota, Metazoa, Echinodermata, Echinoidea, Temnopleuroida, Toxopneustidae. Gene Ontology annotation, biological process: biosynthetic process.
AGAGUGAGCAAAGUGCAACCUUCUGCAGCUGGAAUCUGCUUUCUCUGGAUGUCAAGUAUGAGGCCAAUAGUACUGAGGAAUUUACCUAGUCAUUGUCGACCUACAUGUAUACUAAGAACCGUCCGGUAGACUAGCUGGUCCGGAUUUUUUUUUUAAAGGGGAAACCGUUCUGCAUGUUUUGGUCUUAGUCUGCAACCGGAACAAGAUACUGUUUUUUGCCUAGAUAAAUAAUCACUACCUUUCUUGGUUCUGUGUGAUUUGACCACUUUCCAUUAACACGAUAUACUACGAACUAAUUUUGUUGAUGCACAGAUCACUAUCAUGGAUUAUGACAAGUUUCUUACUCGAAGGGCGGUACUCUCCCAGCCGUCACCUAUCAGAUUAUUUCAUAGGCUGGCUCUGGAAAGUCCUCUUCCUGUCAUUGACAUGGCCCCUGGAAUGCCAAACGAUGACCGGACGUACCUUGUAGGGGCGAAGUUCAAUCUCAGAGAUGGCGCUACGAUAGAGUUGAGCGAGGAAGAUAUGAAAGUAGCUCAACAAUACAAUCUUUCUGAUGGGAUCGUCCCUCUGCGUGAAUGGGUGACAGAACUGACAAUGAAGAUGCACAAUCCACCAACCUAUGGCGAUGAGAACAAGGAGAAAGCAUUGAGGGUUAUCGUGAAUGCUGGAGGGAUCCAUGGCAUCAGUGGGGCUGUAUCCACCCUCGUGAAUCCUGGAGAUAAAGUUAUUGUCACUGAUUACUUCUAUGCUGCAUUCACUGGAAUGUUACGACGAUACGAGGCAGAGCCUAUAUCCUUAAGAACUGAAGAAGAUGGACCAAAUAUCGAACAGCUUGAAGAGAUACUCUCAAAGUAUGAUGGAUCGGAUGAAAAGAAAUGGAGUGAAAGACCUAAAGUGAUGUACACAGUACCAAACGGCAACAAUCCAUCCGGAGAAACGACAACUUUAGAAAAACGAAAAAAGAUAUACGCCCUUGCACAGAAGUAUGAUUUCAUAAUAAUUGAAGAUGACUCCUACUACUUCUUACAGUUCAAAAAGGAGCGACUUCCAUCUUACUUAUCUUUAGACGUUGACGGGAGAGUCAUUCGGUGUGAUAGCUUCUCGAAGGUGCUGGGUGCCGGGUUCCGAUUAGGUUGGGUGUCGGGACCUACUGCGUUAGUAACACGAAUGUUCUACGACCUACAGUUUACUGUUCAGCAUGCUAGCAUAUUUUCGCAGGUGGUGGUCAAUAAACUUGUAAGGCGAUGGGGUAUAGAAGAGUUCGUACGUCGAGCCGAUGAUCUGAGAGACUUCUAUCAGCGUCGACGCGAUAUCGUGGCCCAGGCUGCUCAAAAACAUCUCACAGGGCUUGCUACAUGGAGUGUGCCACAGUCUGGUAUGUUUUUAUGGAUAAAAUUAAUUGGACUUGAAGGGAACUCUGAGAGUUUCAUCUAUUCCUUCGCCGUAAAGAACCAGUUUAUGAUGGUACCAGGUGGACCUUUCACCCUGGAAGAGUACCAAUCGUGCCCCUAUCUACGCGCAUCCUUCUCAAACGUCUCGGAAUCUGACCUUGAAGAGGGGCUGAAAAGAUUGGCAACUGCACUGAAAGAAGCAAAGACCAAACAAUCAACAACAAACAGUGCAUGAGACAUGUACCACGUACACUGGCUACCCAAUCAUUAGGACGGACAAAAUGAUAGAGCGCCAUCUAUUUCACAAUCUGUCAGUCAUCUUGGCCAUCACCAUUAUUUCCAGCAUAAUGUGUAUGCUGCAUGAUGUUGGCCACUAAAACUAAGGAAAACUGAGGGGAGGGGGGGGGGGGGGGGGGGUGGGGUGGAUUUUAACGACUCAUGUCUCUCGACCAUGGCCUUCUCUAAUGAAUAGAUUUUCUCACACCUAAUUCGGUCAUCGUAUAUUUUGACCAUUUAUCAUAAAUUUUACAAGUAAGGCAAAAAAAAAAAAAUAUUUGAUAUACGGCCUAUUAAUAUGUAGCUUGUACUUAGAAAUUGUUUCCUAAAAUCAGGCGAGGUUGGUGUAGGCCUAUAUGUGUACAUGAUUUGAUUAUAUUUUCAUUUAUUCUCAGUCUCUAUAUAUUAAAACUGACCAAAUAGCUUUGAAGUUAUAAUCCAGUAUUCUAUUUACAUUAUCUUCAUUUGGUUAUUCAAUUAUGCUGACUUGUAUUGAAUGCUGUAGUAGUUAAUUCCUCAUGAUUCUAUUAAGACGACUGUUGUUUUUUUUUUUUCAUUUUAACUUCUCGUUAUAUUUUUUCCCUUUGGGGUUCUUUGAUUCUAGGCCGUAUCGCACAGGAUUGUUAUUUUCUGAUUUCUCCAUUGUUUUCUCUCUUAAAAACUUUUUUUUUCAUACUUAUAUAUCCUUGCAAUAUUCUUACGUGUUUUUUUAAUUAUAUAUCAUAGGGAUUUAUGCAAUAAUAUUCUUAUCAUCACAUGCUGAGUUAUGUUUACACUAAAAUGUAUUUAAAAUCAAAUAAUAGUUUUUUUUAAUCCUACGUUUAUAAAUAGACAUGAGACGUUAUUAUGAGACAGUAAUGGCUAUCUUUCCCCCCUAGAGUUUAAAAGCCAUGUUUGAAUGCGUUUACCCUUGGCAGACUGUUUUUAUUCUUUCAGUUGAUAACAAAAAGCCAGCCAGUGUUUGCCCCCUCUACUACAAUCCAAUGAGGUAGAAUCUGGACAAAAUAUGAAAAUUAGUUACAUGUAUUUAGUUUUUCAUAUCAUAUCUGGCCUUGUCAUUUGAAUCCUUAAAAAUAUACAUUUUUUUUGUUAUUGAAAACGGUCUUAUUUCUGCAUUCUUGAAUAAAAUUGAGAAGUAAAAUGACAAAAAGUUUCAUAGAGCUUUAUCUCGGCAUUUUCCUUCACCAUUAAAUGAACGAUGAUUGGCUUGAUAAAGUUUACAACCGACCAACCAGAGAAUGCGUUUCAUUUGAGAGAUUUUUUUCGGACGCAUUUGAGAUUUCCGUGUAUCAUGGACGCUUUGAUUGAUGGAAAGAUGAGCCGAAGACCAACAUGAAGACUUUAUCUAAACAGUCUUGAAAGAAGACCACCCAACUAGCCCUUCCACGAAGCAUAUAGACUUGUGGAAUCUAUUACACGUAUGACAUCGAUUGUCAUUUCCCACUCUUUCUGUCAUUCUCAAAAUGUGAGAAAUUUGAUGUCGAGUAAAUAAUUACCACCAUCACGAUUUUAAACAUUUCAAUCAAACUGUCGGCUUCAAUUUCGAAUUAAAAGUUUCGGUCAAUCCCAUAUGCUUUAUAACCGUUCCGAGAUUUAAAAAAAAAUGAAAUUAAUAUUGAAAGGUUUUUUAGAUUAUUUCAGUUUUAUAUCUUAUCUCAUAGAAACAAAUAGAAACUAGUCGCUGUAUUUCAAUAAGCAAAUAUUAUGGAAUCUGAAAGAAACUCCCGAUCGAUUAAAAGUAAUUUUAUAGGUCCUAAAAUCAAUUAUGUAAUACAAUAUUGCUUCUUGAUUCUUGCAAUAAAAUGGAAAAUAAAUGUUUCGUCAC